AUGACCGACGUCCGACCAAUCUCAGAGAAAGACUUUCCGGCAACAAACAGCAAAAUCCCACCAGGAUUCAGCUACACUGGCAGAGUGCCCAGCAAACGAAACCCUUUGAAACCUCUCCCCGACUGCUUUACUCGCGAGCCAGACCCGAAAUGCAGCUACAGACCACUGCGCUCACCAAUCCACAUUCCUUCUCGUAAUAUCAACAAUCUCACCGAAGGGUUCCUCCCAAUGUUCCCAGACGCACCUUCCCUCCUUGCACACGACGUACUCCCGGCGGAUUUGUCACGUCUACUGGAAGACUGCCACCUGAUAGGCAAACUUACGCUCGGACAACAUAUCGGGGCAGAACUUGUUCCCGAGCUCAUGGGUGUAGAAGCGGUCGCGGGCUUCUUCAUGGCGGAGGGAAUUUCGGGACAGGCAGCGAAGAGAAGGGUGAAGAACGUAGGAGAUUUAUUGGACACAUGGAAUGAACAGUUCUUUGCGCCGAGGAAGUUGAGAGCGUGGGUGCAUACCGGAGGGAUGAUCAAGGAUACGGGGGAUAUCGGGAAUGGGGCAUAUGGUGGUGAUACCACGGGUGGCGAGAGUGACAACGGCUCGAAGGAUCUGAAGAAGAAAAUCAAGGAAAGGGUGAAGAAGGACAAGGAUCGUAAGGCGGAGAAAAAAAAAGAAACAAUAUAUCUUGUGAUCGAGACACUCAAAGUCUAG
Messenger RNA from Stereum hirsutum FP-91666 SS1, 705 nucleotides. RefSeq lists its product as uncharacterized. Lineage: Eukaryota; Fungi; Basidiomycota; Agaricomycetes; Russulales; Stereaceae. Bases 1 to 705 code for a protein of 234 amino acids. The record is from RefSeq and is a predicted model, not a curated record. The transcript has 2 exons.